AUGGUAGACAUCCCACUUGGAGUCCAGAUGCGUCCCAUCAUCAUCAAACAGAAAUACGCACUGGCCUAUGAGACCAUUGCCGCGAUAGAAGAAGUUCAAGAUAAAAUCCUUUGGUAUUACGAUAUUUGGAACUUCCUGGAAAAGGAAACAUACCCACCAGAGGAAAAUUCCAAAGACAAAUGGGUCUCGCCGAAAGGGUCAAAUGGACAUGAGUAUAUCCUGGUGGCGAUUGACUAUUUUACGAAAUGGGUGGAAGCUCAAUCAUAUGAUGUGUUGAAGGCAGCGCACGUGGCCAAGUUCAUCAGAAACAACAUCAUCUACCAGUGCGGAGUUCCGACUGAGAUCAUAUCAGAUAAUGGCUCACACUUCAAAAAAGUAGUGGAUUUGCUUGAGAAAUACAAUGUGGCUUUUCAUAAAUCAUUGACAUACAGACCACAGACGAAUGGCGCUGUUGAAGCCGCUAACAAGAGCAUCAAGAACAUCUUGUAG
Molecule: messenger RNA, 489 nt
Organism: Camellia sinensis
Lineage: Eukaryota; Viridiplantae; Streptophyta; Magnoliopsida; Ericales; Theaceae
Source: RefSeq, a predicted model, not a curated record